AUGAAAGAAGAAGAAAAGAAGACUGAUACAGACCUAGAAUCAGCUACUGGAACGGAUCCGGUGACGGUGAUCUCAGGUGACUUCGGAAGUCAGGGUCGUCCAGCAAGAUUUAAAGCAAAAAGUAAUCCAAUUGAUGCUAAAGAUUUUGACUUCCCAUCCAAAAGAACUACUCUUACUCCACCGAAUAAGACGGCAAACGAGCAGACGGAUUACCUGAUGGUAAGCAAUCGGCGUCGCCCAUGGACACCCGCAACAAAGAAGGAGUUACCAGUGCGUUGCCGACCUUUUAAGGAUUGGGAUUUUGGGGAUUUUGGGACUGGGAAGGGAUUGGGCUUUAUAGAUUCUAUGAUACAUAUGCUGAUGUAUGGGCUCGGUGGAGGCCUGGUGGUGCUGCAUGCAGCCUACAUGGAGUGUGGAAUAUUUUUGGCAAUCGGCAUAAAUUUAUUUCUAGCAGUUCUUGUAGGAUACUGCGUUUGUAUGUUAAUCUGGUCGGCUCAGAAAUUAUACGGGCGACUUCAAAUGCCUGUACUAUCGUACCCUGAUAUCAUUGAAGCUACAAUUCUUCUGUCACCUUGGAAUAAAUUUAGGAAAAUAGCAAGAGGCAUUCGAUACAUUUUAGAAGGAACACUCAUGAUGCACUUGUAUGGUUCCUGUUGUGUCUUCAUCAUCAUGAUGGCCAGGGCUUUGAAGGAGCUGGUAACUGGGGACCAUAAUAUCAGUGACGCUGGGUAUCCACCAUUGAAGGCCUAUAUCAUAUCUCUGGUGGUGCCAUGUGUGAUGAUUUCGAUGUUGAUAGACCUAAAGGUUCUUGCGCCAUUUGCUUUGAUCAGCAAUAUUUACGCCUUCGAACCUUUGGAUGAAACAGAGAGGAGUAAACAGUAG
Spodoptera exigua (beet armyworm) is the source of this 882-nucleotide messenger RNA. NCBI's taxonomy places the organism in Eukaryota, Metazoa, Arthropoda, Insecta, Lepidoptera, Noctuidae. The record is from the annotation of a GenBank genome assembly.